Penicillium riverlandense is the source of this 1830-nucleotide messenger RNA. Its product is annotated as ferric reductase family protein. Bases 1 to 1830 code for a protein of 609 amino acids. The record is from RefSeq and is a predicted model, not a curated record. Gene Ontology annotation, molecular function: ferric-chelate reductase activity. The transcript is spliced from 2 exons. Gene Ontology annotation, cellular component: plasma membrane. NCBI's taxonomy places the organism in Eukaryota, Fungi, Ascomycota, Eurotiomycetes, Eurotiales, Aspergillaceae. Gene Ontology annotation, biological process: intracellular iron ion homeostasis; copper ion import; iron ion transport.
AUGCUGUCUUCGGAGGGCGUGAAUUUUAAUAAUGAGACUGAAGCGUCGGACUUUCUGUCGGCUCUGCUUGACGACAGUGUCUUCCAGCUGGACGGUAAUACCAGAGCCAGAUACUUCUGGUACGGAAUUGCUGCCCUUAUCGGCGUGAUGGGCGUCUGGAAUCUUUGCUGGCGAAUUGACUUGCAUCUAAGGUUCCGGGCAAUCCAGUCCUCAAACAAAGCGGUAUCCGGGCCUUUCGCUAAGGUUACCGGGACGAUCGCAUGUACGGCAAGGCGUUUGACAUAUCCCCAGGUGACUCCUGCCGGAAGCGCCUCUUGGUUCAAAGUUCCUGCGCUAGGAAUCAUCUACCUGGUCCUAGCGUACAUUCUGUUUAUCCUUCUCCUCCAAUUUGUGGGUGACGAUGUCGCGGGCCCUACAUGGUAUACUUUCGUCGGUGUUCGUGCUGGCUGGCUCGCUGUGGCUCAGCUUCCCCUAAUUAUCCUGCUCGUUGGCAGACACAGUCUGAUUGGCCUGAUAACCGGCGUCUCCUAUGAGAGGUUAAAUGUGCUCCAUCGCUGGGUUUCUCGUGGUCUUCUCCUGCUGGCGACAUUUCAUGUCGCAUUUCUGGCCUCAGGAUGGAGCCGCUUCCCUGGUUUGCAGUCAUUGGAAUGGGCUACAGACGAAGCCUUCCGCUCUGGCGUGGCCAAUUACACAAUCCUUGUCUGGAUAAACAUUUCGACCAUUGCUCCUCUGCGCCAUCUCUCGUACGAGUUCUUUGUUAUCCAACACGUUAUCACUUACUUUGGACUCAUUAUUGCCUGUGCAUACCACAUUCCCGGAAGUGCCAAGUACGCGCGCGUCUACAUCUAUGUCGCCGUGGCGCUAUACCUGGUUGAGCGUCUGGUGUAUUUUUUCCGCUGUUUGUUCAACAACUCUGUCUCUAGCCAGGUCACUCUCGAAUCUCUCGAAGGGGGUGUCACCAAGAUCUAUGCUUCUAAUCGCCGCAUCAAGACCUGGGCCCCCGGAUCACACGUUAUGAUUAGCCUUCCCCGGUUCGGGCUCUUUCAGUCGCACCCAGCCACGAUCAUGUCUAUUCCUAGCUCUCACAAUGGCGAUAUGGUCCUGCUUCUUCGAGCCUAUAAAGGGUUCACCAAGCGCAUCUACGAGGCCGACCGAACGAACCAAAACACGACAAGCACAGACGGAGCGGUGCAAGAAAAGCAACCCCGGAACCAGCUCACAAAGUACAUGGCCUUCGUCAAUGGCCCAUAUGGUGCAUCUCACGCAGAGUUUGCCUACUUUGACACCGUCCUCCUAAUUGCUGGUGCCACCGGUGUGACUUUUGCCAUGUCGGUCUUGCUCGACGUUGCACACCGCGCGGCCUCCGUGGCAGAGGGUAAUGGCAAGCCUCUUCCCAUUCGCAAAGUGACCCUGAUAUGGAUGGUCCGCAACUCUGCGUGGGUGGAAUGGAUCACCGAAGAGCUACAGAUAGCCGUGCGCGAUCUCGAGAACGCCGGGAUUCUCUUUGGCAUCCAGGUCUUUGUGACCAAGGUGGAUGAGUCCGAUGCAACUCUAACCAACAGCCCGGCACUUCGCCCGCAGAUUCUCGCCAAAGACGCAGAGAAGACCCCCAAACAGACAAAGAAUCACAGUAUUCUCGGACUUGGCGUUGAGUCCGGCAGGCCCAUGUGGGAUACCCUCUUCCAAGAUACCCUGUCUGGUCCCAAUGGAGAGAGUGCUGUGGGUGUAUGUGGCCCUCUUAGCCUUUCAGUGGAAGUUCGCAGAAAAGUGGUUGCAUUGAACAGCGAUAGCAAUCGCCGUGUCUAUCUGCACGUUGAGAGUUUCUCGUGA